Messenger RNA from Colletotrichum abscissum, 1533 nucleotides. RefSeq names its product peptidase C1-like family protein. Gene Ontology annotation, cellular component: cytoplasm. The record is from RefSeq and is a predicted model, not a curated record. Gene Ontology annotation, biological process: L-homocysteine catabolic process; response to toxic substance; proteolysis. NCBI's taxonomy places the organism in Eukaryota, Fungi, Ascomycota, Sordariomycetes, Glomerellales, Glomerellaceae. The transcript is spliced from 2 exons. Bases 1 to 1533 code for a protein of 510 amino acids. Gene Ontology annotation, molecular function: cysteine-type aminopeptidase activity.
AUGGGUUCCCAAGCAUCCAAACCCGCCGUCGACGCCUCCAACGAAAAGGCCCUCCUCGAGCGCCUCCGCCGCUUCCAAGUAACCGACGACGACUUCGUCAACGUCGCCUCCAGCAGCAGCGAUGACGAGAAGCGAGACAUCAGACUCGUCCGCGAGCCAGAGGGCCUGCCCGUCCAACAAACGCAGUCCUGGCAGUCGAGGUUCCUCGCCGACCCAAAGAACAAACUCGCCCUCACGGCCCUGAGCACAGCAGACCCCCGCACAGUCCUAACCUCAACAGCAACCAAGCUCGCCGACCCCCAAAUCUUCAACACCCGCAUCCCCUUUGAAGGCGGUCCCAUCACGAACCAGCGCUCCUCGGGCCGCUGCUGGCUCUUCGCCUCCACGAACGUCUUCCGCGUCGCCCUCAUGCGCCGCUACGCCCUCGACUCGUUCGAGCUCUCCCAGUCCUACCUCUUCUUCUGGGACAAGCUCGAGAAGAGCAACUACUUUCUCGAGCAGAUCAUCGACACCGCCGCCGCCGGCGAAGACCUCGACGGACGCCUCGUCCAGGCUCUGCUGGGUGACAUCGUGAGCGACGGCGGGCAGUGGGACAUGGUCUACAACCUCGUCCAGAAGUACGGCCUCGUCCCGCAGGCGCUGUACCCGGACUCGUGGAACGCCAUGAACUCUGGCGUGCUCAACUCCAUCGUCAAGACGAAGCUCCGCGAAUACGCCCUCGUCCUCCGCAAGCUCGUCCAAUCCUCCCCGUCAACCACAGCAGAGACCCUCACGGCGACAAAAGAGAAAAUGAUGCGCGAGAUCCUCUCCAUCCUCACCCUCGCCCUCGGCCCGCCCCCCAACCCCCGCGACGAAUUCACCUGGACCUACCUCGACAAAUCCUCCAAACCGCACACCCUCAAAACAACGCCCCAGGCCUUCGCCCGCGACAUCUACUCUCCCGAUCUACGCAUCACCUCCUCCGUAAUCGACUCCAUGGUCUCCCUCGUCCACGACCCGCGCCACGAACCCCUCACCCUCCUGACCGUCGACCGCCUCGGCAACAUCGUAGGCGGCCGCGGCGUAACCUACGUAAACGUCUCCAUGCCCACCCUCAAAUCCGCCUGCGUAGCCAUGAUCAAAGCAGGCCUCCCCGUAUUCUUCGGCUCCGACGUCGGGAAGUUCAGCAACUCCGCCGCGGGGGUGAUGGACCUCGACCUCAUCGACUACGAGCUCGGCUUCAACGUCUCCCUGCUGGGCAUGGAUAAGGCCAGCCGCCUCCGGACGGGCGAGAGCGCCAUGACGCACGCCAUGGUCCUGACUGCCGUGCACAUCGACGAGGAGACCGGCGAGAGCGUGCGGUGGAGGGUGCAGAAUAGCUGGGGCGAGAGCGCGGGCGAUAAGGGAUGGUUCGUCAUGAGCGACGCGUGGAUGGAUGAGUUUGUCUACCAGGCUGUUGUUGAUCCGCGGUUCCUGAGCAAGGAGGUCCGCGGGGUUAUUGGGACUGAGCCGACUGUGCUGCCGCUGUGGGAUCCCAUGGGAAGUUUGGCGUAG